AUGCCGACACUACAAGACUGGUCCCGGUAUAACCAAUACCUCCGAGAACAUCAUCUCUAUCAGGACGAGAAUGGCGAAGAUCUGUAUUGCUGCAUCAACGAGCCGCUGCCUGGUCCAUCUGGUCCAUCUGGCCUAUCGAACCCAUCCAAUCUCUCUAUCCUACGGAAUGCAUCUGAAGGGCCGCCAACGCCCUUGGAAGGCCCUCUGCAGACAUACAAAACCAUGACGAGCUCAAAACCUCGACACCCAUUUAGAAUGGUAAUCUACAAGGCCGUCGCGGUCAGGGACGCCUGGCUGUGGAAACUCUCUUGUCGGCGCGUGAACAUGGGCGCCGUGUCGGCGUGCACGCAGGCGAUCGUGCCACGGUACCUUUUUCGAUUCUGGCACGAUGAAAGCGGCGGAGGAAAUGUCACAGGCCAGUUCAAAAGCGAGCGCGAAAAACAGGACAUGUGCGCGGACCUCGAGGUCAUGACUGAGAGAGACAUCCGCGACAGCCUCGCUGACCACAUGCGCAACAGAAAAGCGUCGCCGUUCCAGAGUCCCUGGGUGUCCCUGUCGAUGUCGCCCGUCUGGGUGUUCGCCCAGGCCCUCGCGCUCAAGAGGAGAGGGUGCAGGAACCUCAAACUCGCCAUAGUGGACACAUGGAGUCUGGCGCAUGGUACGUACCUCUUCCACGCUGAGGCGUUGCUCAAAGCCUAUAAUGUCGCCCCGAGUCUCCCUUUCCGCAAUAUGGGCGAGUCGAUGGUGUUGGCGUGGAGAGCGAUCCGUGCGCCGAUGACGGUCAUGCGCCUCGAUGAAAUCUUGCACAGCGUGUUCGAGGGUGAGUACCUCAAACCGGGGUACCUAAAGCUGCAGCCGUUCCAUUAUAACACAUCGAAAUCCGACAUAGCCAAGAAUCACAACGUGACGAAGGAGCGGGCAGUCAAUAACAACAACAAGAAGAUCGCCAAAAAGAAGCAGGGACAAAAGCUCAACCUCCGCAAGCCAAACGAGAUUCGAAGGAGGAUCCAUCCGACCCGGUCCACAUACGAAGCGUUCCAGGAGAUCAUGCUGGAACCGCAAGCUCCCUGGAAGUUCCCGCGGGGUCGCCGCGCCGGCCGCAUGUCCCAAGGCAAACAGCCCGGCCGCAAAACUGGGUAUUCCAGGGUGCCAAUGGCGGCACAUCAGCUCAACGACUACGUGGACUUUGUAAAGAGGGAAGUUAAGGCGGUAGAGUUCCAAUUUCCCUUGUUGAUCGCUCUGCUCUCGAAUCGCAUGGCGGAGCUGGAACGCGACUCUAUCCUCGACGCAAUCCGUGACUGGGGUGGCGAUGAUCCAAUGAUUAAUGCCCACAAACGGUGCAUUGUUCGGGACAGUUCUUCGCCCUCUCUUCCUGAGCUGGACGCCUUCGAAAAACUGGCUCGAGACGCCAGUGACACGCUGGGGAUCUGGGUGGUCGAGAACCCAGGCCUGCGGAGGUUCUGGGUUUUGCAGUCUCCACACACAGAGGUUCCUCAACCUCACGAAAACAGUGAGUGGAUUAGGGACGUAGUCGAAGGGAGGGAAAGGAUGCAGAUGAGGCUGAAAAGGGAACAAGACCAAGCCCAGGCAAAAGCCAUGACAGCACCGAUACUAGGUUGUGCAGAGAACCAGAGUCGCAAAUAA
This is a messenger RNA of Fonsecaea pedrosoi CBS 271.37, 1644 nucleotides long. RefSeq lists its product as uncharacterized. Bases 1 to 1644 code for a protein of 547 amino acids. NCBI's taxonomy places the organism in Eukaryota, Fungi, Ascomycota, Eurotiomycetes, Chaetothyriales, Herpotrichiellaceae. The transcript has 2 exons. The record is from RefSeq and is a predicted model, not a curated record.